AUGAACGAGAAUCGACCGAGUAUUAUAGCUCUCUAUCAAGAGCCAAACAUAAAUCAGAUUAACGAUUUCAAGUACACAUAUCGAAAAGCAACCAUUAGUGAAUCAAUGAACUUGAAAUUAUAUUUAAAAACAUUUUGGAUGGAUUAUCUCGUUAUAAUCAUUCUAGGAGCUAUUGGACUUGGUGUUAAUGUUCUUCGACCCGUGCCUAAUCGUCUAUUUCCUGUUUAUUUUCGUGAUGGUGAAAUUGUAAAUCCAGAAUUUGCCUAUCCAUUUCGUAACAAUAUUAUUCCCUCUUGGUUGGAUGGUCUUAUCGCUUUUAUUAUUCCAUGUAUGUUUAUUAUGUUAAUGCAAAUUCGUGUUCGUAGUUUCAAUGAUGCUAAUACAGCUAUUAUGGGCUUAAUAUUUAGUCUAAUUACUGGAGCCGUUUUUCAAGUAUUAAUCAAAUGGUUAAUUGGUGGACUGAGACCCCAUUUUUUCUCUGUAUGUAAACCGAAUAUUACACCAGCUAAUAUUGGUAGUGGAAAUGGCUUUAAUGGAAUAAUGUUUGAUCGUUCUAUUUGUACAGGAGAUGAAAAACAAAUAAAUUUUGCUCUUUCAUCAAUGCCAUCAGGACAUGCAACUGCCGCAUUUGCAGGAUUUCUAUAUUGUUCAUAUUAUCUCAAUGGAAAAUUAAAAAUUUUUGCAAAUUAUCGUCCACAAUAUUGGAAACUUGUUUUAUUUUAUACCCCUAUUCUUGCUGCAGUUUUAAUUGCUGCUUCUUUAACAAUUGAUCAUUAUCAUCAUUGGUAUGAUAUAUUAGUAGGAGGAAUUAUUGGAUCAAUGAUAGCAACAGGUGCAUACAGAUUUCAAUAUGCAAGUAUUUGGGAUUAUAGAUUCAAUCAUAUACCACUACCUAGAAUAGGAGCUGAAAUUGGUUAUGAUUAUGGUCUUGAAGAGUUUAAUGUGAUACCAGGAUCAAGAAAAGGUGGUUGGAAUGAAACAAAAAGUCAAAUAUAUGGUGCACCGUUUGAUGCUUAUAGAAAUGAAGUGAAAAAGACGACUUCAUAUGUAGAUGCGGGAGUGUGA
Messenger RNA from Didymodactylos carnosus, 1065 nucleotides. Lineage: Eukaryota; Metazoa; Rotifera; Eurotatoria; Philodinida; Philodinidae. The record is from the annotation of a GenBank genome assembly.